Molecule: messenger RNA, 1709 nt
Organism: Quercus lobata
Lineage: Eukaryota; Viridiplantae; Streptophyta; Magnoliopsida; Fagales; Fagaceae
Product: probable F-box protein At4g22030
Exons: 1
Coding region: 392-1630 (412 amino acids)
Source: RefSeq, a predicted model, not a curated record
UCACAGUAAAUACUACAAUUUACAAGAGUGCAUGCCUGGUCUGAAGGUUAAUAGUAGUUCUGGUGGCAUUUUUGUUCUUUUAACUUGUAGAAAUUGACCAGGCAGCAUUGGUCAAAUGGCAACCAGGUUUGAAGUAAUAGGUUUUUACUGGGUAGUAUGAGAGACCCAAGCAAAGAGAGCAAACUUUGAAUUUGAAAAUUAUGAAGAGGGAAUGGGUCAGCCAAUUGGGCUAAGUCAAGCCAGUUGCCAGUCAAUAUUUUCCACAUCUGACCCCUUCUUAUCAGUUAUAUUUCGUUGGUAUAAAUAAGACUCCACAUGCCUAUCUACCUCCAUUCUCAACCUCUCAUCCUCCAAAGAAAAACAAAAUAACCAAAGAGACCACCUCAAUCAAAUGGCUUCCCUACAAGCUUCAUCCCUCGUACUCUCGUCUUCUUCAAACAAAAUCCGUGCUGCUGUUCCUGUGCCAAAACUUCCAAGAGUCCCUAUGUCAGUUCCAAAAUUGCCAAAAAGAUCUGUGGUUGAGGAAUUGAACAUAAGGGCUGGGUUUACAAAAACAGUCCCAAUUGAUGUUGAAUCAUACAACUCCACUAGUAUUGCAAAUACCCAACUCUAUGCUCUUUUAGAAGCUGUAGCUGAUAGGGUAGAGAUGCACAAUAACAUUGGAAAGCAACGUGACAAUUGGAACACCCUUCUUUUGAACUCCAUCAACAUGAUAACUCUUACUGCUGCAACCUUAACUGGUGUUGGAGCAAUUGGAGGCGCUGGAAUGCCUCUACUGGCUUUGAAAUUAUCGUCCGCGCUAUUGUACUCUGCAGCCACAGGAUUGUUGCUUAUAAUGAACAAAAUUCAGCCCUCACAACUCGCUGAGGAACAACGUAAUGCUACAAGAUUGUUCAAGCAACUCCAAAGCCAAAUCGAAACUAUCCUCACUCUUGGCACUACAACUCAAGAGGAUGUGAAAAUUGUGAUGGAAAAGGUCUUGGCUCUUGAUAAAGCCUUCCCACUUCCCUUGCUAGGAGCAAUGCUCGAAAAGUUUCCUUCAAAGUUUGAACCUGCUGUCUGGUGGCCGUCAAAACAAUCACAGAACAAAACCAAAGCACAAGAAGGUAAAUUUCUUAAGAUGGCGAAGAAUGGUUGGAGUGAGGAGCUGGAAGUUGAAAUGAGAGAUAUUAUUGAAGUGGUGAAGAGAAAAGACAUUAAAGACUAUGCAAGGCUAUGCAACUUGGUGUUGAAGAUCAACAAGAUUUUGGCUAUCUCAGGCCCAUUACUCACUGGCAUUGCUGCCAUCGGUUCCACUUUUGUGGGUAAUGGAUCAUGGGCAGCGAUAAUAGCGGUGGCUGCUGGGGCAUUAGGAAGUGCUGUUAAUGCUUUUGAGCAUGGUGCACAAGUUGGAAUGGUGUUUGAGAUGUAUAGAAACAACGCUGGCUUCUUUCGCCUAUUGGAAGAAUCAAUUGAAGGCACACUUGAAGAAAAAGAUUUGGAAAAAAGAGAGAAUGGGGAAUUGUUUGAGAUGAAGGUGGCUUUGAAGUUUGGGAGAAGCUUGUCACAGCUAAAAGAACUUGCACAAAAAUCUGCUUAUUCCCGAAGAGAGGGAACUUCAAUUGAUGAAUUUGCAAGCAAGCUUUUCUAAUUUUAGUUCUGCAAAUAGUUUUUCUUUGACUGUUUGAUUCUUCUGACAAACAAAAUUUUUGUAUGACUAUGUAACAUUG